This is a messenger RNA of Pygocentrus nattereri (red-bellied piranha), 6778 nucleotides long. RefSeq names its product NACHT, LRR and PYD domains-containing protein 12-like. The record is from RefSeq and is a predicted model, not a curated record. Lineage: Eukaryota; Metazoa; Chordata; Actinopteri; Characiformes; Serrasalmidae. The transcript is spliced from 16 exons. Gene Ontology annotation, molecular function: zinc ion binding; protein binding. Bases 366 to 5084 code for a protein of 1572 amino acids.
GAUAAGAGUCCAUUCCUGACCACACAGUCCAGCUGAAAAGCAUACUGUCCAGUCUCUGCCUCUGUACACCUCUUCAUAAGAGGCAAAGAAACCUUGCACGUAAAUGAUAAGGUAUGUGGGGCUAACAUCGUCUCCUCACAGCAAGUGACAACGACAAAAUCAGAACGCUCCCAUUAUAAUCCAUGAAGCUGCGUGUCAACAUCAGGACAGGGCGCAAUGCGGAGCGGCGCGACGCCACGCGCCGCCUUUCAUCUGCCGUUCCACCUCAGAUGGAAGAGGAGAAACUAAUCCAUGAAGUGAAGAAGAGGGGACCUCACCAAGAAACAAUCCUGGGAUAAGCUGCCAGAGUGCUGGAAGAGAGAAGAAUGAAAAGGCAAGAAUCAAAGCAAGAUGCGGAAGUUAAAGAUGAUUAUGCAAAAAGGUCCAGAAGAACCUCAUCAGAGUCAGAGGUUGAGGUGUCAGGAAAACCUGCUUCACCUGUUUCCAGCUGUGUAUCCAUGAAGAGUGAUGCAUCCAUGGACUGGCAGGACAAGUUUUGCCAAGGACAAACAAGCACUGGAAAAAGUGCUGAAAUAGGGAGACCACAGUCACCAUCUCCUAGUUAUAUCUCUAUGAAGAGUAACAAGUCACUAGACCGACCAAUAAAGUUCAACCAGGGAGAAAAGAGCAGUGGAGAAAAUUGGCCAACCUCAGCAGCAACAUCACAGGGAUAUACACUGGGAGACACGGCUGGACACCAGGAGGAGAGACUCUGCCCAGAGCACAAAAUGCCAUUGGAAGUGUUUUGCAAGACAGACCAGACCCUGAGCUGUAAACUGUGCCCAACUCCAGAACACAGAGCCCACAAGAAAAGCUACACAACAAAAGCCAAGUCAGGAAAGCCAACUUCACCCAUUUCCAGCUGUGCAUCCAUGAAGAGUGAUGCGUCCAUGGACUGGCAGGACAAGUUUUGCCAAGGACAAACAAGCACUGGAAAAAGUGCUGAAAUAGGGAGACCACAGUCACCAUCUCCUAGUUAUAUCUCUAUGAAGAGUAACAAGUCACUAGACCGACCAAUAAAGUUUAACCAGGGAGAAAAGAGCAGUGGAGAAAAUUGGCCAACCUCAACAACAGCACCACAGGGAUACACUUUGCGAGACACCUCUGGACACCAAGAGGAGAGACUCUGCCCAGAACACAAGAUGCCUAUGGAAGUGUUCUGUAAAACAGACCAGGACCUGAUCUGUAAACUGUGCCCAACUCUGAAACACAGAGGCCACGAGAAAAGCUACACAACAAAAGCCAGGGUCCUCCAGGAGCUCGACACAGUAUGCUUACUUGAGCAAAUACUGCACAGCAUAGACAAGAAUGAGUUCAUGAAUUAUCUGUGUGAAAGUUACCCCGAAUGCUUCGAGUCUCCUCAGGAGGCCCAUGAUGUCCAUGAAGCAUCUGAACUUGUUCUGGAGAGCUUUGGCUCAGAGGGUGCUCUAAAGAUAGCCUUAAAGUUCAUGCUGGAGAAAGGGAAGAACCUUAAAAACGAACAGGAUUAUCUUAAGUCUAGUCUACAAGAUCGUCUUAAAUCUAAAUUUGAGUGUAUACGUGAGGGAAAUGCUCAACAAGUGAAUCCAAUCCCUUUAAAUGAGAUCUUCACAGAGCUGCUGAUCACAGAAGGAGGGAGUGGAGGUGUGAAUAUAGAACAUGAAGUCAGAUUGAUUGAGGAAGCGUCAAAGAACAAAGGCAUUCGAGAGAACGCGAUAAAAUACAAUGAUAUCUUCAAACCUUUACCCGGACAGAGAAAACGCAUCAGAACUGUGCUCACAAAGGGCAUCGCUGGGAUUGGGAAAACAGUCUCCGUGCACAAAUUCAUCCUGGACUGGGCAGAAGGGAAGGCAAACCAGGACAUCCACUUCAUGUUUCCACUCCCUUUUCGUGAUCUGAAUUUGAAGGGAAAUGACAAGUACAGCUUGAUUCAACUUCUUCAUCAGUAUUUUCCAGAACUCAAAGAACUACAAACUAUUAGAAGCGAGGAAGUAAAGACUGUGUUUAUCUUUGAUGGUCUGGACGAGUGCCGACUUCCUCUUGAUUUUAAGAACAAUGAAAUGUGCUGUGACCCUAUAAAGAAAACGUCUGUGGAUGCUCUGCUAACAAAUCUCAUUCAGGGGAAUAUGCUUCCCUCUGCUCUCCUCUGGAUAACCUCCCGACCAGCAGCGGUCAUUCAGAUCCCUCCUGAUUGUGUUGACCAGGUUACGGAGGUCCGAGGAUUUAAUGAUUCUGAAAAAGAGGACUACUUCCGGAAAAGGUUCAGUGAACCGGGCCUUGCUGGCAGAAUUGUUGCACACAUAAAGUCUUCAAGGAGCCUUCACAUUAUGUGCCACAUUCCAGUCUUCUGUUGGAUAUCUGCCACAGUCCUGGAGAAAAUGUUAGAUAAACCAGACUGUGAAGAAGUGCCUAAAACUCUGACUCAGAUGUACACCCACUUUCUUCUUAUUCAAACUCAAAUGAAGAACAAUAAGUACCAUGAAGUGAUUAGGGAUGAUACACACAUGACAGAAUUGGACAAGGAGAUGAUCACAAAACUGGGGAAUCUAGCAUUUCUGCAAUUAGAGAAGGGGAAUCUGAUUUUCUAUGAAAAAGAUCUGAGAGAAUGUGGUAUAAAUGUGAGCAAAGCAUCUGAGUACUCUACAAUUUGCACAGAAAUCUUCAAAGAAGAGUUUGGAUUAUACCGAGAAAAAGUCUUCUGCUUUGUACACUUGAGCAUUCAGGAGCAUCUUGCUGCAGUGUACGUGCAACUCAAAUUCAUAAACAGCCAUAUAAAUGUACUCAGCCAAGACCCAGAGAGCAAUACCUUGAAGAUGUCAGAUUUGCACAAGAGUGCAGUGGACAGAGCGUUGCAGAGUGAGAACGGUCACUUUGACCUUUUCCUUCGGUUUCUUCUUGGUCUUUCACUUGAAUCCAGUCAGGUUCUUUUGGCAGGAAUGCUGUCAAAAAGUUAUGUGGAAAGCAUUGAGGAAACCGUGAACUACAUUAAGGAGAAGAUCAAAAAUGGAUCUUCAGCAGAAAGGGCUAUCAAUCUGUUCCACUGUCUGAAUGAAUUGAAUUACAACUCCUUGGUGGAAGAAAUCCAGAGUUUCUUGAGAUCAGCCAGACAUUCUCAGACAGAGCUCCAACCCGACCAGUGCUCUGCUCUGGCCUAUGUGCUACUAACUUCAGACGAUGUGCUGAAUGAAUUUGACUUGAAGAUGUACAACACGUCUCCUGAAGGAUACCGCAGAUUGUUGCCAGUUGUCAGGACUUCAAGAAGAGCCAUUCUUGCUGGUGUCAAUCUCACAAAUGAAUCAUGUGAAACUCUGGCUUCAGUUCUCCAGUCAUCUAACUCACAUCUGAUCGAACUGGAUCUCAGCUCCAACAGUCUGGGAGAUUUAGGAGUCAAGCUUCUCUGUGCUGGGCUCUCAGAUCCGCAUUGUAAACUAGAGAAACUGAAUCUCAGUCACAAUGAGCUAGAAGACAUAGGAGUGAAGCUGCUUUGUGAAUGUCUGAUGAGUCCACAGUGUAAGCUGCAGACACUUGGUUUGGCUGGCACCAGCUUUUCAGAACGAUCUUGUGAAUUGAUGGCCUCAGUUUUUGAGUCUGUAAAUUCACAUCUGGAACAGCUGGACCUUGGCUGCAACAACAUGAAAGACUCUGGAGUAAAGCUGCUUUCUGCUGCACUGAAAAGUUUACACUGUAAACUAGAGAAACUUGGGUUGGACAAAUGUGACCUUACACAUGAAUCUUGUGAAGCUUUGACAGCUGUUCUUCAGUCAAGCAACUCAUGCCUGAGAGAUCUGGAUCUUAGCUACAAUAAGCUGGGAGACUCAGGAAUGAAGUGGCUCUGUGAUGGACUAACACAUCCAAACUGCAAACUGGAGAAACUUGAUCUCAGCUACAAUAACCUUGGCCAUUCUGGAGUAAAACUUCUCUGUGUUGGACUGAUGUGCCCAGACUGUAGAUUGAAGAGUAUAAGACUUGCUGAUGUUGGCAUUCUGGAGGGGACAUGUGAAACUCUCGCCUCAGUUCUAGAGUCGGCAAAUCCACACCUGAGAGAGUUGGAUCUCAGCAACAAUUACAUGGGCGAUUCAGGAGUGAAACUGCUAUGUCCUGGACUGCAGAGCCCAAACUGCAAACUAGAGAAACUGAGUCUCUGCGGGUGUAAUCUCACAGACAGAUGCUGUUCAAAUCUAGCUUCAGUGUUGAGUGCCCUCUCUUGCUUGAGAGAACUGGAGCUGAGAGACAACGACCUGCAGGAUUCAGGUGUGAAGCAGCUUUGUGCUGGUCUUCAGGAUCCACAGUGCACACUGCAGAAACUAAGUCUUUCAGGGUGUUGUGUUACAGAAGAAGGUUGUUCUGCUCUAGGUUUAACUUUGAACUCAAUUCAUUCAGAGCUAAAAGAGCUUGACCUCAGUUAUAAUCAUCCUGGAGAAAAAGGGUUGAGACAGCUGGCCACCAUACUGGAUGAUCCAUGCUGUAAACUGGAGAAACUGAAUGUGGAGUUCUGCAGUGAGUUCAGAAACAAACCAGGACUGAAGAAAUAUGCCUGUGAGAUCACAUUUGACCCAAACACAGCACACCGAACCCUGUCUCUGACUGGGAACAAAAAGGUGACAAAGACGAAAGGGGAGCAGCCGUACCCUGACCACCCAGACCGGUUUGAGUACUAUGGUCAGGUUUUGUGUAGAGAAAGCUUGUGUGGGGCUCGGUUCUACUGGGAAACUGAAUGGACCAAGGAUGCUGUUUACAUAGGGGUGACUUACAAAGGGAUCAACAGGAAAGGUCGUGGGACAGAUUGCAAACUGGGGAUGAAUAACAAAUCUUGGAUUCUAUUCUGUUCGGAUGAUGGGUGGUAUGUUAGUUACAAUGGCAAAGAAACUGUCAUUCCUUCUCCGAGCCCCUCCAAAAGAAUGGGGAUCUAUCUGGACUGGCAAGCUGGCACACUCUCCUUCUAUAUCAUUUCCCCGGACAGAGCAUACCACACAUAUACAUUUCACACCACCUUCACCGAGCCCUUGCAUCCAGGUAUUAGGGUUCAUAGCUACGAGGGUACGGUCACAUUAUGUGAGCUAAAAUAAUACAUGGACGCACAUUUUAAGGAAAACAGUGGAGCUUAUGUCUCUUUAAUUAUGAGUUUAAGAUUCAUCAGUUUAGUAGACAAGCAGAGCUUCUCCACCAUUCCUCAGUCCACAUUUUGUGAUUAUCUAAUAUAGAUAAGGUAGAAUUCAACAGUUUCUUAGCACAUGGAAAACAGUGGAGUAAAUGGCUGUCAAGCUGUAGUUCUUUUAAUUAUGAGUGGAUCGUUAGUUUAGUAGAUUGUGUUCAAGCAGACCUUUUCAACUAGACCUCAGAAUUCUGCUACCAUAGCAUAGUAAUAGCUUAAUCAAAUCACAUGUUUGGAAGCAUCUGCAUCUGUUACGUUUCUCCAUUUAUUUAUUCACAUUUUUCCUUUAAUAUGUCACCAUCUGUUUGUUCUCCCUUCAGGCAUUGUUUUAUUUAUGUAGUCCCUUAAAAUUCCACCAAGUUUUCAAAAUGUCCACAUAAUUCAGAGGUUGAGGUCAGUCUGUUUUGAUUUGAAGUGGUUUAUUGUAGAGAAAAUUAGUUAGAUAUUUUUAUAGUGGUGGUGACAGGAACCAGGAGUCGGGAUGUCUACAACUUAAUGCCAAUCUAAAAUCACCAGUGAACCUUCAUGUGACUUUUUUGAGUUUUUAUAUGUGAUGUUAAUAAUGGUUAAAGUGGUGGUAAAUCUGGGAAGGUAAGUUUUCUUUGGGGAACAUUUUGCUGUACAACACUGUGCAUGUACAUCUCCCCUGUGGACACAUUUAAAAAAUGUGUUUUAGGUCAAAAUCUUCUAUCGAAAAACUAUCGUAGAACAAACUUGGGCAUCAUGCAAAGGAUUCGGAACCAUUUCAUGUACUAGCCUUUUGGGAAGGAGCUGGUUCUUAUCGUCAUUUCUGACCCAGUAAGAAAUUCUUUAGAAUUAAGCAUUUCAUACCAGACCACUCUAAAUGACUUUAUUUAUUGUUGACAAUUUAAGUAAGCAGAAAAUCUAUGGACUUUAAUAUAAAAUAAAAGAUUUUAUCCUUUCAUAGUAAUGAUUAAAAUGUUUUUCUGUCCAUUUCAUCAUCUGUGACAUUUGUAUAAGCAACCUAAGUAACGUUGAAGAUUUCAGCCAGUGGCGUGACAUCUGUGAUAGGUGGUCUAGCCUAGCAGGUAGGGACGGGCAGCAGACUGGCACUGGGCAUUGAAUAAUGUGAUUGCAACAUUACCUCCUGUUUCAAGUUUGUCUUCUUCUUUAUUUUUGCAGUUGUCAAUCUUUUUUCUAUACAUGCACGACAUGAAUGAAUUACAGUGUUGUAUUUUCCUGUGUAAAUGCAUUGCAUUCCAAGUACCUGCUCCUUUGUUUAUGUUCAUCAUGUUGAGCACAAAACACUAUAUUUCUGAGUAUUUUUGCUAAGUGAGCAGCUAACUGUUAGCCAGUGUGCAUGGUUGUGGCCAACAUUUGGAUGCCAGAUGAAGACAUCAAGGUGCAUAAGACGCAUAAGACUAAUAAUAUUUAUAUCUAUAUAUUUAUUUCUAGCCAACUAAUGUUAGCUAAAAACUAUGACAGUAGCUUACUAGCAUAUCCAACUAGCUAAUUCAUUCAUUGCUGCUACUAUGGCUGUAACUAUAUGGCAGCUUUCUUCACUUUGAUUAUGAUUUUAAGAUACUUAAUUUGUUUAUGGCCAUUGCUGCUAAUUGUAAGUAUAGACUUUUUCUGCUGAAUCUACAC